Molecule: messenger RNA, 1045 nt
Organism: Bradysia coprophila
Lineage: Eukaryota; Metazoa; Arthropoda; Insecta; Diptera; Sciaridae
Product: vacuolar protein sorting-associated protein 26C
Biological process (GO): intracellular protein transport
Source: RefSeq, a predicted model, not a curated record
CUGGUUACGAAAACAUCUGUCAAAUGUCAUUCUCGUACACAAAAUUUAACAACAAUGUCAAUUACUGUUGAAAUUAAGUUAAAUAAACCGAAUAAAAUCUAUAAUGAAGGGGAUGUUCUUGCCGGCGUCAUUCAAAUAAACUGUGCUGGUGAGACGAAACAUGAUGGCAUAAACAUUUCGGCAGAAGGAACCGUGAAUCUGUUGAUGAGUAGCAAGAAUGUAGGGCUGUUCGAAGCAUUUUCUAAUUCAGUGAAGCCGAUUCCGUUGUUGAGCAACCAAACAAACAAUGUCCCAGCGGGCAAGUUAAAUGCAGGACUUACCGAGGUUAGAUUCGAGUUUCGGCUGAAGGCGGCCAAAGAGCCCAAACUGUAUGAAACAUACCAUGGCGUGUUUGUGAACGUAAACUACUUGCUCAAGUGUGAAUUGAAAAGAAGUUUCCUCGCUAAAAGUAUACAAAAGUCGCAGCAGUUUGUCAUACAAUACAAGCCGAUUCCGAAAUGUCCAACAACCGAAGUUAACUUUUCGAUUAGCCCGGAGACUCUACAGAAAACUGCCAAAGAGCGGAUAAGCAUUCCACGGUUCCUCAUAACAGGUCAUUUAGAUUUUACCGAAUGUUGCCUGACGAAACCAUUCACUGGACAUAUAACUGUUCAACACACCGAAGUAGCCGUUAAGUCAAUCGAAAUGCAAUUGGUUCGAGUGGAGACUUGCGGCUGUGCCGAAGGCUAUUCGAGGGACGCAACCGAAAUACAGAACAUUCAAAUUGCCGAUGGGAAUAUCUGCACCAAAUUGCAGAUACCAAUUUAUAUGAUCUUUCCGCGACUGUUCACAUGUCCGACAUUGAUUUCGAAAAACUUUAAAAUUGAAUUCGAAGUAAAUUUGGUGGUUAUAUUCCAGGAUGAUUAUUUGGUCACCGAAAAUUUCCAAAUUGUUUUGAAUCGUUUCAUUUAAAAGUUAAUAAAAUAUCAUGUCAAUCAAUAUAGCAGUCGUAGCAAUUGUAUCAUUAAAUAACUAGGUACCGAAAUAAAGUCAAAUUUACUACAAA